Messenger RNA from Megalobrama amblycephala (Wuchang bream), 3100 nucleotides. RefSeq names its product LHFPL tetraspan subfamily member 4b (gene lhfpl4b). Lineage: Eukaryota; Metazoa; Chordata; Actinopteri; Cypriniformes; Xenocyprididae. The transcript has 6 exons. Bases 545 to 1405 code for a protein of 286 amino acids. The record is from RefSeq and is a predicted model, not a curated record. Gene Ontology annotation, biological process: sensory perception of sound. Gene Ontology annotation, cellular component: plasma membrane.
CUGACACAGUUUGUCUCUGAGAUCUUGUCAUAUUUUAUUACCAUUUUUUAAACUAUAGUGAAUAAACUGUAAUAAUGAAUGAAAUGUUCAAGGUGACUGAAUACAUUUUGGUUUGACUGUAUCAGAUCAUUCUGUCAGUGAAUCUGCUGAAUGAUGCACAGAUGAGCUUCUUCCUUUGACCAUUCAAACAUUUAUUUCUCUGCUGCUGUCUUUCUGCGUUAUUUAUCUUGCGGUCAUCUGAAAUGCAUCACUUAUGCACCAUGUAUUUAUUAUUCUCUCACUUCCUCUUUCUUCUCUGCAUGGAAUAUAACGCUUUUAGGAUCGAUGAGCUGUAACUCUCUUCCCCCUACAGGGAUUGACAGAUAAUUUCAUUUUCUCAUUGUGCAUCAUUGGAUUGCAUUGCUUUUGCCUUUGCGUGCGUGCGUGCGUGCGUGUGUGUCCGUGUGUGUGUGUGUGUGUGUGUGUGUGUACACGCAGAGACCCUCCUCCCAAUCAGAAUGGCCCUGCGCACCCCCUCCCCUCUGCCACUCUCCUCUCCCUCCAUAUGUGCAAGGAAGAUGGUUGCAACCAGCGUGGGCCUGUUUUUAAUGUCGCACAUCCUGCCGUGAUCCCACCGGGAGCAAGAGGAGGAGAAGAAUCAUUCCAUUCAGUUCCUGUUGUGAGAGGAAGAGACCUGGAAGCAGCCAGAGCAGAGAGAACAGAAAUUAUUACUCCAGCUGUCUCCAGCAUGCAGCACCACUCAUCUGAGGUGGCCCGUCUGUAUCAGACCGAGUUCAUCCGGAGCGCCCGGGCGGUGGGCGUGCUGUGGGCCAUCUGCACACUCUGCUUUGCUGUUAUCGAGGUGGUCAUUCUCAUCCAGCCAUCCUGGGUGGGUACACGAGAGCUUCACUACCGUGGAGGGGGACCGGCCCCUCCGACUGGGACACUCGGCCUCUUUGAAGUCUGCGUGGAGACUGAUUGGCCCGUCCCAGACUGCCGGGGGUCUCUUCACACCCUGACCCCACUCCCUGCCUUCCAGUCUCCCGCUGUGCUGGUGUGCAUGUCUCUCACCAUGGUGUGGGCCAGCGUGGGCUGCCUGUGUCUGUUCAGGUUCUGCAACGCAGCAACGGUCUAUAAGAUAUGCGCUUGGCUGCAGCUCACAGCAGGCUUCUGUUUGGCCCUGGCGUGCGUGUUGUUCCCAGACUCCUGGGCGUGUGCUGAGAUGCGGGCGCUGUGCGGGGAGCGUGUGAGUAGUUUCUCCCCAGGGAACUGCUCCGUGCACUGGGCGUACAUACUGGCCAUGCUGGGGGUCCUGGAUGCCGGCAUACUGUCCAUGCUGGCUUUUGUAUUAGGGAAUCGCCAAGAUGCCCUGCUGCCAGAAGAUGCCAAGGAUGGUGAUGUGACUGGCUUGUUACUGGCAGCAUAAAAGAGGCCUGAUCUGUUCUCAACAGUCAGAAACUGCUGGUGGCUGUUUCAUCACGUCGUCUGUGAACUUCACUCUCGACAAAUAAUGAUGGCAUAAAACGUGUGAAGAGAUGCUUCUCUCUUCCCCCUCAGCAUGAUGUCAUCAUCCUGUGAAGUCAGCUUACAUAACCUGUCUGGGUAGAAACAGUCACCUGGCAACAGUAUCCGAGUCCUUUCUCCCCUGACAGAGGAACAUUAGUCUGAUCUUAUAAUGGUGGCUCUAAAUAGAGAAGAGGAAAGGUUAUGUUCUUUAGUGCAUUUCUAUUAGAGUUAUAGUCCAGGUCUCUGCGACCUCGUACGAUGCACAAACAGAUCAAGUGAAUGUGGUUUCCAAUUAAAUGAUGUUUGAUGUUUGGUUCUGUGUUCUGGACAUUUCUUGUGCAUGAAUUUAAAUUGAGAUCUGAAGAUGAACAGUCACAGUUUCAGUAUUACAAUUCUGUAAAAUCUGUUUAAUUAGUUUUAUUGUUGACCUAUUUAUUUUCUUAAUGCAUGCGUCUGGUCUGUGUGUGUGUGUGUAUAUAUAUAUAUAUAUAUAUAUAUAUAUAUAUAUAUAUAUAUAUAUAUAAAAUAUACACACACACACACAGUACUGGUCAGAUGUUUGGAAAAUUACAGCAUAUUAGAAUGAUUUCUGAAGGAUCAUGUGACACUGAAGACUGGAGUAAUGGCUGAUGAAAAUUCAGCUUUGCAUCACAGAAAUAAAUUAUAUUUUAAAGUAUAUUAAAAUAGAAAACCAUUAUUUUAAAUUGUAAUAAUAUUUCACAAUAUUACUGUUUUUUCUGUAUUUUUGAUCAAAUAAAUGAAGGCUUGAUGAGCAGAAGAGACUUCUUUCCAAAUCUAUUUUAAUUAAGAUCCAGUCCACUCACUUUGUAUACAGUCCAGUGAACAAAUAAUGUUCCCACCCUAGAUAUAUAUAUUUUUGUUGUUGCUUGAUUGCUGUUUCACAUGGAAAUGUCAUAAUAUGGUUGUAAAGUUGAAUACAACUUCUGUUUCAUGCCGAUUUUAAAACUGCAUGUCGCUGUGCUGUAUUGCGAGUCAUCUUCACCUAUCGUUAUAUAUAACAAGUCCUUGUCUUAGUCGAGACUCUUAUGUGAUUUUAUUAAGCCAAUGCAUUAAUUGUUAAAUAUGAUGUAAUUUCUAAUCCACUUCCAGUUUAAAAGCAAUGCACAGUUCUAAACAAACUUUUGGUGUUCACAUACAUUUUAUUAGCACGUACAGUGAUUUUUGUUGUUUGACAAAACUUGCAGUGCAGAGAUAUGUAUUUUUGUACAAGAUUUUAUGACUGCACGAAAAGCGUUUAUAUACUCAGAGCCACGAUUUCCUUCACAAAUAGUCAGAUUACAAACCCAGAGGGCAGGAAGUUGGGACAGUGAUUAGAUAGUAUCAGACAGAGUAUUUCAAAGCCAAGUCAAGGAGGACAAAAUAACAUUUUAUCAAGCUUGGAUAGGAUGCAAAUGACAUUACGAAGAUGGCACACCACUUUAACAGCCAAUCAGAGAAAGAGAGGACAGGAAACUCACUGUUUGACAUUUAGACGGGCUCUUUCUGAGUCUAAACUCACGUAGUGCUGCUUAUUGCUGGAUAAAGCAGCAGAUCUGAUGUGUUGUGCUGUUUAAACCUGUACCAGAUAUCUUCUGCAAUAAAAAUAAUUAAGAGA